Zootermopsis nevadensis is the source of this 4181-nucleotide messenger RNA. Its product is annotated as katanin-interacting protein. The record is from RefSeq and is a predicted model, not a curated record. Lineage: Eukaryota; Metazoa; Arthropoda; Insecta; Blattodea; Termopsidae.
UCAAGUUGCAAUAUUCGUUAAUAUGUUAUUAGUUUCCAUGGUAACUGAUAUGCAAACGACAACUGUCUGAACGUAGUUGUAAACUGUAUCGUGAUUUGAUUUAACUUAUUUCUGUGCUGUAAAUAUGCGUAGUAUGUCGUGACAGCUUGUGAAAUGGAGAGUAGUGACUGACAGUUUCGUGAUAGAUUUGUGAAGAUGAGUAAUUAUACAGAAGCAGCUGAAGCAGUUCGUAAAAGUGGGCAUCUACAAUCACCCUCUCAUGGAAAAGUACCAAAAUGGCUUGAAGACAUGACUGACAGUGUACAAAGAAAUCAACCUAGAUCAUGGAGGCUUUCUCAUGAGGACAUGAACAAUGGAGUUACCUCACUGCUGGACAAUUUGCACCUAGAACAUGAUCAUCUUUCAAGUGAUGAAGAGGUGAUGAUGCUACCACGUAACAGCUCUGCAAGGCAUGGGAGACGAGCUGUGUCAUCCCUCGGUACGAGGUCAGCAGGCAACAGUCCGAGGAAGCCUUCACAGCGUUUAUCAUCUUUGGGAGGAGAGGAAUGGGUGGACAUUGUUGUGCCAUCUAAUAUUACAAAUCAACAGAAGUCAUUUCUUGAACAUGCCUCUUCAGGUCACCAUCUGUUGUCCAGAAAUGCAGCUUCUGUCGGUACAAAUUCCAGAGAUGGAAGAAAACCUUCAUUGGAAGAAUCUUGGAGUUCUCUCAGUUUCUUUGAUAAAAGGCAUAAGGGACGGCUGACAGAGAAAGCAGAGGAUGAACUGAUUUCACCAGCUGGUUCUGACACAAUGAACGGAAGCCUGUCUCCAGAAGGCGACACGGAUUAUAGUGGCAGUUCUCAUUCCAUAAACAGCUCUGACUCUGACUUUAUCAUUCCGAAACUCCCUUCAGGUUCCAAAAUGGAGCUAAAUAUUCAUUCAACUUGGGGUGACAGACAUUAUCUUGGCCUGAAUGGUAUUGAAGUGUAUAGCAGCACAGGAGAGCCUGUGACUAUAGCCAAGAUCUGGGCUGAACCUUCAGAUAUCAAUGUGUUACCAGAAUACAUCAAUGAUCCUCGAGUAGUAACCAAUCUGCUGGAUGGCGUGAAUAGGACGCAUGACGACAUGCACCUUUGGCUUGCACCUUUUACUAAAGGUGCCAACCAUUAUAUACAUCUGCUUUUUAAACACAAGUUUCAAAUAGCCAUGAUUAGGAUAUGGAAUUACAAUAAAUCAAGAAUUCACUCUUACAGAGGCGUAAGAGAUGUUGACAUCACACUGGAUGGAGUGACAAUAUUUCGUGGUGAAAUAGCACGUGCUUGUGGUGGGAUCUUAGGUGGAAUGGAAGCUUUUGGAGAUACAAUUCUAUUCACCACAGAUGACACAAUACUUGAAUUGAUCUCACAGUAUGAUGAAUCAUUUUGCACUCUGCUUAGUCAGGCUCAGCAAGAUGUUGAAAAUUACCGUGUGGAAAGACCAAUUACUGCAGACAAUGGUGAUGAACGGCCAUUUACAUGUGCCGGGUCACAUUCUGAUAAUUUAUCGACAGUUGACAGAUAUCCUGGCAUCCUUUUGGGAGGACAGAAACUGGAAAUCAGCCUCAUAGCCAACUGGGGACACUCUGCACUCAUAGGACUAACAGGUUUGGAAGUCCUGGGAGAUGAAGGCUCAGUUAUUCAUGUGGAACCCCAGUACCUGCAGUGCAGUGUUCUGUCACCAGAUAUUUACAGGAUAGUAGAUGGAGUGAACAUGACCACAAAUGAGGAUCAUAUGUGGAGCACACCAUUCCUGGAUGGUGACAUGAUUGUUCUAACCAUCAGUUUCCCAGUUAUUGUGUAUAUUGCUGCUCUCAGAGUCUGGAAUUACAACUACACUGCAGACCUCACUUACUGUGGUGUUAAACUGGUGACAGUACAUUUAGAUGGAAAGCUUGUGUCUCCUGGGACAGAAGGAGUCCUCACACUUCGUCGUGCACCAGGGAACUGCCACUUCAACUUUGCUCAGGAUCUUAAUCUGUCAGAACAGCCACCCUAUAGUUCCGCUGUCAAUACCAACAGUGUCCAUCAGAGUGCUGUGUAUGAUGGACAAGCCUAUUACUCUAUGCCACAACCUUCGACUAACAAUUGUUAUGAUGACUGCCAUCUUGGACUUCCCAUAGUAAAACUCUCCCCCCCACGUGGUUCUGGUGAUGGUGAUGAAGAGAGACCAAGUUUAGUUUCUCAUCUUUAUUCUUCCAUUACUACUAGCAGUAUACGUAAUGAAGAAUAUGGAUCUGUGAGGAGGAACUCAUUAGUUGUUGCAUCACCACACAGUGAGAGUGGUCUCAUGUCGGAGGAUGAGGAAUAUGAAUCACCAGUGAUGCCCCAGGGGUUUGUGUUCCAGUUACUUAUACUCUCGACAUGGGGAGACCCGUACUAUGUGGGACUCAAUGGACUGGAACUGUAUGAUCAGGAUGGGUACAAGAUGAGACUGACAGAAAAUAACAUUGGAGCAUAUCCAGACAGUGUGAAUAUACUAGAAGGAGUAAGUGGUGAUGUACGAACACCCGAGAAGUUGGUUGAUGGCGUGAAUAACACUUUGGAUGGUCGCCAUAUGUGGCUAGCUCCCAUUCUUCCAGACCAGUUGAAUCGAGUAUACAUUGUGUUUGACUACCCUGUAACUGUGUCCAUGAUAAAGCUGUGGAAUUAUGGGAAAACUCCCAGUCGAGGUGUUAAGGAAUUUGGGAUACUUGUAGAUGACCUGCUGGUGUACAAUGGUGUCCUUGAUAAGGUUUCAGGAAUCUCAAAGAUGUCAGUUGAAGUUCCUUACAGAACUGUCCUGUUUACAGCAGAUAAAGAAUUACUGAAGAGGGAACACAGUACUCAAAUUCGGUGUAUGAUGAAGAAUAAGGAGAAGAUAAGGUUAGGGUAUUCUAGGAACAGCAGUUAUGGUUAUGGUGUUCAACUACUUAAUGACCACCAGAGAGUGACAUCAGGUGGAUCAUGCAUCUCUGCAGAUCAGUCGCAGCGGCCCCAUACUUCCCUUGUUCCAACCACACGUAGCAGAAGCCUGCAUGACAUGUGACUACUUGCCUCUUGUAUGAUUAUGUUGGGUGUGCAAGUCUGCUGAGGACUCAGGUAUACCAGGUUCAACUCCCAUGUCACAUCACAUCAUUGUUUACACUGGCAUAUAUCUUACGUGUACGGCUUCGAUCAUAGUCUUGGUCUGUUAAUAAAAUUAGAAAUGAAGUGACAUACACAGAUUUUAAAAUGAUUUGGUCAAAAUUUUUUAGGAACAUGGACAGCAUGAAGGCAUUUAUAGCACCUCUGUUUGGGCGAACAUUUUAAGUGGAUUUAUCGUAUUACUCUAUUCUUGUUCAUUGCUAAUGUCUGUGAAAUUGAGUAUUUCAUUACAGUUUACAUUCUUGUUAGGUUCUUCUAGAAGUAUUUACUUGAAGUUACAUAUUUCAAAAUCAAUUUUUAUAAGUAUACGACCAAUUUAUGAAAACAAAUUUAGGAGUACUUAUGCUUCAUUCCUGAGACUGUCACAUAAAUGAACAUGUUGAAUUUUUAUGUAGUUGAAAAAUGUGUUAUAUUACUGACGUGAUAAAGAGGGGCAGACAGUCUGGGUAUGUAUUGGAUGUCAUUAGGUUUGUUUUGAUAUACCGUAUGUACAUAACACAUACCAUUAUUCUUUUCACAAAAAAUAGCCAUUUCCUUCCCCCCUUUUAAAUAUAUGUUUCAUGUGUUAACAUGCACCUUAAUUUUAAGAAUGAAUAGUUUUGAAAUAGCUGCGUUUAUUAACUAGCUGCUUUCAAUGAUGGAGUGAUGAUUGUGUUGAGCUGUUGAUCUCAUGCAUAAAGAGAUUAAUAAAAGUGGCCAUAUAUACUGCAGGAUUUUGGCUUGUUAGCUUCCACUGUCAUUUAUCUUGACAUUUUUUAUUGAAAAUUAACUGUAAUAAUUUCAAGAUGUAAGCUGCUAAAACUGCUUUGUGUGUGUAUUAAAUUAGAGACUGUUAAUGAUCUGAAAAUGAAGAAAUGAUCUAACGUACCGUCACGUAGUAUGCAAUUAUGAAAACUAGGUUAGGAAUCAAACAUAUCUGUCCUUUUUAAGAAUAUGUAAGUUGGUUAAAGAGAUUUAUAUUACGUCUGUCAAGUAUGACAUUUGUGUCCAUAUAUUAAAAUUUGCCUUUUUUGCAUAUUAUAAAAAAUAUUUGAAACAGAA